Coniophora puteana RWD-64-598 SS2 is the source of this 2023-nucleotide messenger RNA. RefSeq names its product FAD/NAD(P)-binding domain-containing protein. The record is from RefSeq and is a predicted model, not a curated record. The transcript is spliced from 14 exons. Bases 105 to 1934 code for a protein of 609 amino acids. NCBI's taxonomy places the organism in Eukaryota, Fungi, Basidiomycota, Agaricomycetes, Boletales, Coniophoraceae. Gene Ontology annotation, molecular function: N,N-dimethylaniline monooxygenase activity; NADP binding; flavin adenine dinucleotide binding.
AUCGUUCCAACAUAUUGAGAGUUGUCGCCUUUUGCAGCGCCCAAAAUUGUUUCCAAUCUUCGCCACCUAGAUAUCUGACGUUGCAUUGUCUCCUAGCAUCCGACAUGAUCGACUGGCCCGAACAUCAACUUCCAACUUUGGACCGCUUAGGGGUGACAGAUCCAGGGAACAUCUCCGCGCUUGACACUGCCCGCUCCUGGUUCAGCGCAUUUUCUGAUGCCAUCCAGUCACACAACGCCACCGCCGCCACCGAUCUUUUCCUGGAUGGCGGGUUCUGGAAGGAUAUCCUCGCCCUGACGUGGGAUCUGAGAACAAUUGGCGGGCGAUCGGGGAUACAAAACCUCUUGAACGCUCGUCUCGCUGCGACGGGCAUCACAGCCUUACACCUUUCCGAAGAUGGCCUCCGAGCACCCGAACUACAAAGGCCAUACCCCGACCUCGUGCUCCUCCGCCUUCACUUCACCUUUGAGACUAAGGUUGGCCGCGGAUCGGGUGUAUGCACUCUUGUACCCGUAUCUGUAUCGGACUCCGGCUCCGCACGCGUGUGGAAGGCCUACACGGUAUUGACUUGUCUUGAUGGGCUACAAGACUUCCCUGAGAAGGUCGGGCACCUCCGGAACCAGAAACCAGAUCACGGCACCUGGGAGACCAAACGAACAAAGGAGAACGAAUUCCCCAACAACGACCCGACCGUCGUCGUCGUCGGCGCUGGGCACGUCGGCCUCGAGAUCGCAGCGAGACUCAAAUAUCUGGGUAUUCCUGCUCUUAUCAUCGAGAAGACACCUCGCGUAGGCGAUGUAUGGCGAACUCGCUACAAGGCGUUGUGUCUUCAUGACCCGGUUUGGUACUGUGAGACACCGUAUCUCGGCUUUCCAUCGUCGUGGCCCGUCUAUACGCCAGCACCAAAGCUCGCGGACUGGCUAGAGGGCUACGCCCAUUUUCUCGAGCUCAACGUCUGGACUGCGUCGAAUAUCUCCGGCACGGCUUGGGACGAUACCACCAAGACAUGGACCGUGGACGUCGACCAUGGCGGGAAGGAGAAGCGGAAACUAACAGCAAAACACCUGGUGUUUGCAACGGGGUUUGGCGGCAAGCCUGUUGUUCCCAAUGUCACUGGAAAGGAAAUUUUCAAAGGCAAAGUUGUCCACUCGUCUCACUAUACCUCUGCCGCGGACUACGUAGGGAAGAAAGCGGUUGUCGUAGGCGCUUGUAACUCGGGACACGAUAUUUGUCAAGACUUCUACAACCACGGCGUUGAUGUAACGAUGUAUCAACGCUCAUCUACUUUUGUCAUAAACGUUGAGUCCGCUAAACUCCUCCGAUCGGACUUCAAGGAAGGCUAUCCUGUGGACCUCGCGGAUAUCUAUGCUGCGGCCUAUCCUAAUGCCGCAGUCCGAGGGUUCCAUCAGCGACUAGCGCCUCACGUCGCCAAUACCCUUGACAAGACAAUCAUUGAUGGUCUCGCGACGACUGAGUUCAAGACCAACCUUGGUCCUGGUAACGCGGGAAUUGUCCCUCUGUUGUAUGCUAGAGCCGGAGGGUACUAUUUAAACAUCGGGACGAGCCAGCACAUCAUCGAAGGUCACAUCAAAGUCAAAAACGGAAGCGCGAUCGAGUCGUACACCGAGACGGGCCUUCGCUUUGCCGACGGGACAGAGCUUGAAGCAGACGUCGUCGUGUUCGCCACGGGAUAUGGAGACCCUCGGGAUGCCAUGUACGAUAUAUGUCCGCCCGAGGCGGCGAAGAAGGUGGGCCCGGUGUGGGGCUUUGACAAAGAGGGGCAAGUUUCUGGGAUUUGGAGGCCGUCGGGGCACGAAGGUAUCUGGUUCGGCAUUGGGAACCUCGCUAUGGCAAGGUUCCACAGCUUGCAUUUGGCUAUGCAAAUCAAGGGACUCGAAGAAGGGCUGUAUAAGAUGGAAGAACUCGCUUUCUGAGCUGUAGAAUCAAACUACAGCCGUCACAUACUAAAAUCAGUGUACACCAUAUUGGAAAGCCGAUUUGGAACUAUAAAUGUAUCAUAUCA